Messenger RNA from Drosophila rhopaloa, 4804 nucleotides. RefSeq lists its product as uncharacterized. NCBI's taxonomy places the organism in Eukaryota, Metazoa, Arthropoda, Insecta, Diptera, Drosophilidae. The coding region runs from base 437 to 4567 and encodes 1376 amino acids. The record is from RefSeq and is a predicted model, not a curated record. The transcript is spliced from 11 exons.
CCGCAACCGCAGAAUCUUUAGACGUCUCUUGUCCGCGAGCCCAUAAAUAAAGCCGAUCCCGGCUCAUUUUUAACGAUCUGCAUAUUUUGGCAACAUAAUUAACGGUGAAAAGAAUGUGAAAAGUAGCGAAUCGUAACACGAAAGCCAGAAACAAAAAAGCGAAUAAAAGAAAAAAAAGAAACACGCGACUGAAGAAAGGCGGAAGAAAGAAGCAGAAGGUUUCUACGCGCCUCGAGCGGAUCGCCGUCUCUCAGUUCGAAAUCUCCCGUCCAUCCCAUCGGUGCCUCAAGCAAAUCUUCUGGCCAAAAGCCCAAGUGAAACCGCCGAUAAUGCAAAAGGGGAAGUGCCAAAAAAAGCGAGUUAAGUGAGAGCAAAUCUAAAAGAAAGCAUCAUCAUAUCAGCUAUUGCCGCUGGGGUCGCAAACUAAUCGGGCCCAAUGAUCGCGAUUAGCGAUAACACGCGUGGUCAGCGAUUAGUGCGCCUGCAAAUAGCAUUUCUCCUGAUCGGUUUUUGGGAUAUUGCUAAGGGUCUGACAGUCGACAAUCAAUUAGUAUCCGCACGAAAUGACUGCUUCGAGCGGAUUGCACUGGAGGCGAUGCUGCCAUUUGAGAAGACCUUCCGCACCGAAGACACCAACUCGCUGAAGAUGUGCAAGGAGAAGUGUCUGCAGGCGGGCGAGAAGUGUCAGGCCAUCUCGUUCGGUGUUCAUCGACGCGGAAACGGCACUUGUCAGUUGUCAUCGGAGCAGUACGGAUCGGGGGGCGGCGGGCGGCCGGGGGGCGUGAUUUUCGAUCCCGACUUUGAUCUGUACACGCGCAAAACUAACUGCUUCGACUUGAGCGACAACUCGAUUGCCCCCGGUCCACUGCCCGUGCCCGGUCCGAGUCCCAUCUCGCCCGGUCCGACGCCACUGGAUCUGCCGAACAGGCCUUUGGAUGUGGGCAAUACGCCUGUGCUGGUGGUGAACCCCACGCCCCACACAGGAGGUGGGGGACCCCCUCCUCCGCUGGGACCCCCCUCCCUGCCGCCACCUGGCGUGGGCGACCGGCUGUACUUCUCGCACGACCUGUAUCCGCUCUACAAGUACCCCACGCUGUACGAGAGCAACUAUCCGUCGCCCAACGAGGAGGCCUACAUUCCCGGCGGUUAUGCAGCCAAUGCCCCCGAAGUGGAUGAGCGAUAUCGACCGCACUACGGACCCAUCGAACCAGCAGAGGACGAGGGCAUCCGGCCCACCCCCCACAGCCCGCCGAGACCUAUCUUUGGGUUGGGUUACGGAAACGGGUACAGCUACGGGUCCCCGGAGAGGUAUACACCGCCGACGGUGAGGCCAUCGAGUGGAUCUUCGGAGGAGCGACCCAGCUAUGCGGCUAGGCCACCGCGUCCGACUGCCGAUCGUCCCGACUAUCCGCCCAUGUCGCCACGCCCCACAGCCGAUCGUCCGGAGUAUCCACCCCGCCCCUACGACAGUUCCACACCGCCUUCUUAUGGACCACGACCGAGUCCCAGCUUUGAUCCCCAUCGCGAACCACGGCCGGACUACACCAAUCGACCCGACCCACCGGCAAUGUCGCCACACGAUGGCUACGGGAUGAAUGGACCAUCGGCACGUCCACCCCCUCCCUACGAAGGUCCACAUCCACCACCGCGGGAUGAGUACGUCCGAAGGAACGGCAGUGCCAUGCGACCCGGAGACGGAUACGGAGGAUACGACGAUGACAAGACCAUUGCCACCUACUUCAAUCCCGAUGACUUCAUGCAAGGGAACAAACGACCCAUGCCCGGCGAUCGAGAUCGUGACCGACUGGGAUAUCCCAUGGAUGAACUGAAGGCCUGCUUCCGACGAGUCCUGGCCGGAAAGCGGAUUGCCCCCCACUUCGUGCGCCGCUCCAUAUCCUGCGAGCGGGUGGAGGAGUGCAUGCGGGAGUGCGGACGGGAGCGGCGCUUCAUGUGCGAGGGCUUCAACUACCGGCUGGAUCCUUCGGGCCAUGGACAGGGCGAUUGCGAGCUGGUCGAGAUGCCGCUGGCCCAGAUGGACCUGUACUCCAGUCCAGAUCGGCGGGAUACCAAUCUGCUGAGGCACCCGGACUACGACUACUACGAGAGGGACCGCAAUGCGCCGAGCAGCUGUCGUCGCAGUGCUUGUCAGGAUUGCUCCAAGGGUCCUGUGAGCAGCCAGCCCGUUUACUUCAAGCCCAGUGGCGGCGGUGGCGGUGGGUAUGGAGAUCGCGAUGGAGAUCGGGAUCGGGAUCGGGACAGGGAUCACUACCGCCCGCCGAGCAGCACCGCCGUGGAUCACUAUCGCGGUCCCUCGGGUCCUCCAAGCAGCUCCUACGAACACCGACCUCCCUUCUCCUCGGAUUUCCAUGGCUCGCACAGCUCAUCCUCCUCCUCUCAAUCCUCCUAUGAGUUCUCCUCGCACGGCUCAGGUUCGAGUUCGGGUUCCAGUUCAGGAUACUUUGGCCACACCCCGCCCAGCAGUUAUGGCGGAGAUCAUGCCUACGUGGACCGCCACGAUCCGCCACAUUAUCGGCCCGGAAGACCGGAUCGCUGGGAAACCCUGCCAAGUAGUUCCGGCUACGAUAGCUCCGCGUACAGACCGCCACGGCCGGAAACGGAUCGGAUCGACAAGUACCGCCCACCUUAUCGUCCCGGUUCGGAUUACUCGCCCUACAGACCACCAAGUCGUCCGUCGCACAACUACCUCGAUCGCGAUGGAGCAGGUCCUCCGGGACCCCCAGGCUCCUACAAGAAGCCCAACAAAUUCGUACCCUAUCUGAUUGGUGGCGAGGACAACUGGGGGCACUACGGAGGUAGUUACGGCGGAAGCAGCAAGCACUCCUCCUCAUCCUCCUCAUCCUACUGGGGUCUGUCUGAGUCGCAGCGACGCAAGGAUCAGCAGGACUUCAACUACUUCCAGCUGGGGACACCUCACCGCGAGUCCAACUCGGUGCUCAGUUAUCCGGGCUCUGGCUACGAGGAGGAUUACCCCAGGAGGCGCAACGAUUACCGGCAGCAGUGGACACGGCGCCCGGGACAAGAUGAAUGCUCGGCCAAGACCAGCGAAGGAUUCCGGCUGCACAAGACGGCCGUGAAGCACGCCUACAACGUGCCCACCUUGACGGAGUGCGAGCGCCUGUGCUCUGACCAGCGGCCCAGCUUCAUCUGCCACACGUACAGCUACCGGUACAACCAGGCGGGCAGGGACAACUGCAUGCUGUGCGACCGGCCCAUCAACAUGCUCGACUACUACGUGGACAUCGAGCCGGAUCGGGACUACGACAUCUACUCCAUGGCGGACGACAUGGACGUAUGCCGGCAGCCACCGCCGCGACGUCACGAUACCGACCGUCCUAGCACCGCCCUCUCGGAUCCGAGAAAUGCACAGUGCUUCUUCCGAGCAAUUGAUGCCACGCGUUUUUUUAAGUCGAUUGUGCGCGACUCCCUGACCGUGCGAUCAGUGGGCGAAUGCGAGAUGGAGUGCAUCCGCUCCACGAAGUUCACCUGCCGGGCCUUUGCCUUCCGAUAUGGCCAGCAGCGGCAUGCCGGAGUCAUCGACAACUGCCAGCUGAGUGACUGGCCGGUGAGGGACAUGGACAAGGAGCGCCAUCUCAUCCUGGACGCGGCCUUCGAUAUCUUCGAGCGAGCGAGCUAUGGCCACGGGUGCGAGAUCCAGCCGAUCGUGGAUGAGAAGCACAAGAAACUCUGCUAUUUGGGUUACGGAUCGCCGGCGAGACUGCUUCCUCCCGCCAUCAAGAAGGUGAUUUCCGUGCCCUCGGAGAUGGCCUGCAAGAAGGAGUGCAUCCGUUUCCGGGAGACGACUCCUUUCAAGUGCUUCGCUUUCAGUUAUGGCUCCCAUGCCAGCUCCUUUAACUGUGAAUUAUCUGACCUGGAUCAGACCGAGCUAAAGCAGGAUGUGCACUAUGCCCACACCAAGGACCGCGACUUCUGGCUCUUCGCCUGGAAUCCCUUCGACUGGACCUGCCGGGACAAGGUCAACACCAUCGGCGGAUCGCGGGUCAACAACGACCGGCGCAUGGACAUCUUCCGGGAACCGGGCGACGUGGCCUGGCGCCACUACACCGUGUCCGGCAAACCCUGCCGCCGGAGCAGUCCCUGCGCGAAGAACCUGAUCACCGGCUUCUACUCCUGCGAGACGGAUGCCUCCGAGGUCGGCUCCUGGGACUACUGCUGCAAGGCGGACCACCCCUGCGGCUACAGCAAGGGCUUCGAUUAUCCCUGGUGUUUUGUGGGAGACGAGUCGGACCAGUGGCGCAAGUGCAGCGAUCGGUACUUCCCCGGCAAAAACGGCACCCAGGCGACGCACUCCCAUCUGGGACUGCCCAGUGGCAAGGAGAAACAGAAGCAUCCACAUCCGCACCACUUGCAACCGGCCACGGCGGCCAGCAGUGAGUACAGCCAGCAUCCUCCGCGACCCGGCGGACUGCAGAGCCUCAGCGACUUCGCCGCCGCCCGUCUGUGGCCCGUGACCUACCUGUACAGUGAGGGCCCGCCCAACGCCACCGAGUUCAGCAACUUUGUCGACUGCAACAAGGAGUCGUGCUAGUGGAGCGCUAAUCUAUGCUAGCUUUAGUUGGUUAAGAGAUACUUGUACAAUAGAUUCCCCCCGAAACCCGAAACCCGCAACCUAAAACCCCGACUUCCAGACAGAUCUACUCGGACCACGUGGACGUUGUCGUUGUGAUCAUCAUUGAGAUUGGAUACCAUUGUCGUCAGAACCAAGUGAAACCAAUUAACUUAUUAACUUAACUCCCCUGAAUGUUGAAUGCAACCUUAAUGACAG